Penicillium lagena is the source of this 1257-nucleotide messenger RNA. Its product is annotated as putative endo-1,3(4)-beta-glucanase. Bases 1 to 1257 code for a protein of 418 amino acids. Lineage: Eukaryota; Fungi; Ascomycota; Eurotiomycetes; Eurotiales; Aspergillaceae. The transcript has a single exon. The record is from RefSeq and is a predicted model, not a curated record.
AUGGUUCUCGACGACGCCUCCCCGCAAGCGGGCGGCUUCUCCAACAACAAUGCCUCGGACGAAUCUUCGACCAUCGUAUACGGAGCGCUCGGCCGGCCGCUGAAGAUCAAACCGGAGCUCAUGACCCGGCCUGACUAUUUCACACUGUACUUUGGAUUCUUUGGCCAUGGGCACUGGAAUAGGCGGGCAAUACUUAGCAUAUCCGAACGGGUGCAAAACACAUACGUACUAUGUGGCCGGGACGCAACACAGGAAGAGGUGGACGCAUUUGUCCAGCACGGCACGCGCGAACUGUACCACGGGCGAAUCGGACUACCGCUAUCUGUGUUUGCCGGCACUGCCUAUUUAUACAAUAGUGCGCGCAAGUCGCCAAUGUUCCCCGCGGAUCCGACACCCACCAACCUACUCUCCACGCUACGGAAUUUCGCCACAUCUGACCGGACAGGCUUCAGACAGGAAGCGUUUCGGGCGGGGUUCAAGCUGCUGUUUUGGGGCUCACUUGGCGCUAUCGUCUCGUCCACGUUCAGCACGUCCAACUAUAUUCGGAACAUACUUGGGGAUCCCCGAUUGGAGCAAUUCAGGAAGGACAUGGCGCAACAGAAGCCCGACGAGAGGCGGAAGCGCAACUAUGAGAUGCAAAUGCAAAAGAUACGCCGGCUUAAAGGGGAAAGGCAGUCUACAGAAGAUACCGCUGGCGCCUAUGCGGAAAGCCAUGAUAACGAACAAGACAGCUAUGACUCUUCUGGUUCGCUGAACUCUUCUUACUCGCCUUCAUCGCCGUAUAAUGCUUCCCCCAGUGAGAACGACAUGACAUACAAUGCUACGGAGCUUAGCAAGCAUUCCCGCUCUGCGGAUCAGCCGCGUUCUGGUCCGGACGCCUCCCGCCGGCCUCGGAUGUACGGCAGCCCGACAGCAACAAAGGGCGUUGGCAAUGAGUCCGGGUCUGGGGGUGACGAUUUCUUCGGUGAUGACGACAAUAGCCCCACGGCUCCAGAGUACCGAGGCACCAAUCCCGAUGGCACGGCAGGUGGCAGUGCCUGGGAUCGGGUCAGACGACAGAAUGCCUCCGGCCCCCAGUAUCGGCAGGGGUCAUCGCGGCUCGGCUCGCAGCAGAUCUCGGAAUCAGAGGGCGAUAGGUAUGAAAGCGAGCGUAGGCGUGAGCGGGAGCAGGCUCAGGCCGAUUUCGAUCGGAUGAUGGACGCCGAGAGGAAUGCUCCCAGUGAUGGAGCGCGGCGAGGGCGGGGUUGGGGCUCAUAG